Molecule: messenger RNA, 2974 nt
Organism: Sinocyclocheilus rhinocerous
Lineage: Eukaryota; Metazoa; Chordata; Actinopteri; Cypriniformes; Cyprinidae
Product: sodium-dependent proline transporter-like
Exons: 15
Coding region: 366-2351 (661 amino acids)
Biological process (GO): sodium ion transmembrane transport; amino acid import across plasma membrane; nitrogen compound transport
Cellular component (GO): plasma membrane
Molecular function (GO): amino acid:sodium symporter activity
Source: RefSeq, a predicted model, not a curated record
AUAAAUUACGCAGUAUAGAGACACUAGGACUUGUCAACAAAGAAAGACAGUGACAGACUGAAAGCUAAACAUAUGUACUGAUAAAUAUUAAAAUUAUGGAGAAUGGGAAUGACCAGUAGUGUUCUUAGGAGGCGCAUUACGAGUUUACCUACAGGAAGGUGACAGGUGAGCACUGUGUGCGGAACACACACACACACACACACCGGCGCCUCCCUUCAUUGACUGUUUCUCCCUCCCCCAACCAACAUGGAUCAUCGGAGUCCACCUGCGCUUUUUAUUCAAGGUUACUCUGUUUUAUUCUAACGUGGUUUAUGUAAGGUAUCUAAAACAUUACAGUCUGUUUUAAAAGUCAACCAGGAGUUUCGAUGAAACCAUUAAGUGAACAAUGUAGCGAGCAUCAGAAGAAAAGCGCUGGGGAGAUGCCGAGUGAGGAGACGAGAACAGCACCUGGGAACGUGACUGUGAGCACAGCUCCUACUAGAGAGAGUCCUGCACAGCAGAACGGGGUUGUGUCUUCUCACGAUGUCAUAAGUCCCGUAUCCCAGACUCAAACUGAGCACCAGCCUCCAUCCUCUGCACCAGCUCCUCCUGCUCAGCCUCCCAGAGAUCAGUGGGGCGGCAAAUAUGAAUUUCUGCUCUCCUGUAUUGGCUACUGUGUUGGCCUGGGAAACGUCUGGAGGUUCCCCUACCUCUGCUACCGAAACGGAGGAGGUGUGUUUCUCAUCCCAUACUUCAUCAUGCUCUUCUUCACGGGAAUGCCUCUCUUCCUCAUGGAGCUCAGCCUGGGCCAGUAUGGAGCCGCAGGUCCCAUCACCGUCUGGAAGUGUUGUCCCCUCCUCAAAGGGAUUGGUAUAGGGAUGUUGUGUGUGUCCACUCUUGUGUGUCUCUAUUAUAAUGUCAUUAUCGCUUGGACGUUCUACUACCUGGGCAGUUCUUUCCAGAGUCCUCUGCCCUGGUCAUGUGAUGCUCUUCAUAACAUUCCCUUUUGUCGAAACAAAACUAAUGUCACCCAAAGUCCCUCUGAAGUCUUCUGGAAUGAAAAGGUUCUGGGUGUAGUGAACAGUGAAGGGCUGCAUGAUCCCGGUCCAGUGCGUUGGCCUCUAGCUCUGUGCUUGCUUGCUGCCUGGGUCGUCAUUUUCCUUUGCAUGCUCAAGGGCAUUCACAGCUCCGGCAAGGUGGUGUAUGUGACUGCCACCUUCCCCUAUUUUGUGCUAGUGGUCCUCAUCAUCAGAGGGGCCACCCUUGAGGGCUCUUUAAACGGUGUUGCCUUCUACCUCACUCCAAACUGGGCCCAUUUGGCUGAUGCACAGGUUUGGAAUGAUGCUGCAUCGCAGAUAUUUUAUUCUUUGGGUAUUGGGGUUGGUGGUCUAUUGUCAAUGGCGUCAUACAAUAAAUUUGACAAUAAUGUCAUCAGGGAUACUCUAGUCAUCACCAUUGGGAACUGCUGUACCAGUUUUUUUGCAGGAUUUGCCAUUUUCUCUAUCCUGGGUCAUAUGGCUUGGAGGAAGGGUGUGCCUGUGGGUCAGGUGGCAGACUCAGGUCCUGGUCUGGCGUUUGUUGCCUACCCAGAAGCCCUGGCUCUUCUCCCUGGAUCAGUGUUUUGGUCCAUUCUGUUUUUUCUCAUGCUCUUUAUGCUGGGAGUGGAUACACUGUUUGGUAACAUGGAGGGGAUCUGUACAGCUGUGCUGGAUGAGUUUCCUCAGCUCAGAUCCAAUCUGAAGCACAAGACGCUGUUCCUGGCGCUGCUCUGUUUCUCCUUCUAUCUCAUGGGCCUGCUGCUCAUCACUGAUGGUGGGAUAUACUGGUUCACACUCAUAGACUCAUUCAGCACAAGCUUUGGUCUCAUCAUCAUUACUCUCUUCAUGUGUAUUGGCAUCUCAUUCUUUUAUGGGGUGAACCAGUUCUGUCAGGACAUUGUGGACAUGAUCUGUCACUGUCCUCCCUGGUGCACAAAACUGCUAUUGUACUUCAAAGCCUGCUGGGUGGUUUUCACCCCCUUCCUGCUAACGUUCAUUCUGACCUACAUCUUCAUCGAGAUGUACCGAACGUCUCUGCACUAUGGCACCUAUGUGUACCCAACCUGGGGCAAAGCGUUGGGCGUAUGUAUGGGCGCCUUCUGCUGUCUGCAGAUUCUCAUCUGGGCCAUAGUGGCCGUCAGUAAAGAGUCUGGCACUCUUAAAGAUCGCUUCCAGAAAUCCAUCCGUCCCCUCAACUCCUGGCGUGUUAACAACAUCAACACAACCUCUCAGGAUCAGCACGUGGAACCCCAGAGAGUUGAGGGACCCUUCACGGUUAACCUGACUGAAGCGGACUUCACCUCCAUGAACUGGGAGGCCAUAAGCGAGGCGUAACACUGCCCCAAAUGUUAGGAGGCGUUACUGAAUCUCAGAAAGACAAGUACUGGGGAGGACUUUGGUUUGGAGAAUCGUACACUCUUCCUCACCAGUCCAGCUGGACUGAAAUGAAUUGACUGUCUUAUAGGACAUUUAAUACAAUUCAAUUUUUUUUAUUUAUGCUCAUUGCUCAUUUGACAUAGUACUGGGCCAAAGCCAGAGACCGAGAAACCCAAAAGACAUUUGGAUUCUUUGGCUGAAUACUUGAUGUCCUAAGGACUCCAUUUCAUGCUGUUCAUCUAGUCUUUUCAUCAAAGAGUGUAUAGGCUUAUUUUAUAAGGUAACAGACCUAGUAACAUGAUAUGUUUUUCAUUUACAAGAGCCAGGUCAAAUCAAAUCAGGUCAAUGCCUUUAGUAGACAUUGUUUAACAAAACAGAACUUAUUUGAUAUAGUAACAGUUCACAUGAAUAAAAUAAAAUGUAGUACAAGAGGCAUUGUAAAGCCUCUUUAGAAUGUUUAAAUAUGCUAUCAUAACCUUUUUGAAGUGCCACGAAUUCAGCAAAUAAAAUCAAAAUGGUUUCAUGAGUUGUUCUCAGCUGAAGCUGUUUGUUUACCAUGGGCAGAUUCAGCUUAUUUCAGA